Messenger RNA from Boeremia exigua, 1356 nucleotides. RefSeq lists its product as uncharacterized. Bases 1 to 1356 code for a protein of 451 amino acids. The record is from RefSeq and is a predicted model, not a curated record. The transcript is spliced from 3 exons. NCBI's taxonomy places the organism in Eukaryota, Fungi, Ascomycota, Dothideomycetes, Pleosporales, Didymellaceae.
AUGGCAGAUAACUCUCGUCGAUCUCAACUGUCGAGUCGAACCAUCCAAAUUAACUUGGUUCAAGCCAAGGUCCACCAGCAGGAAUUGGAGUCGUGUAUCAAAUCGAAUUUCGACAAUUCCUUCGAGUAUUCAUCCUUACGAACAUGGUUCAAGGAUGCGUUGAUCGAAAAAAUACCCGAGCCACUCCUACAGUUCCUAGGGGCUUCCCAGUGGUAUCCCGGACGUGUCCUUGUUGGAUAUGUCAAGUCAAAAGAAGGAGGACGCCUCUGGGCCUGCGUGUUGAGAGAAUCUUCAACCAGAGAAGGUGCACAAGUGCAGUAUUUCUUGGAUACCAAUUCCGGUUACAAACGCUACCAGCUUACGAAAGAUGGUCUAAACAUCCAAUACCAACCUUGGGUUCUAGGGCCGACACAUGAUACAGAAAAGUUCAAGCGCGACAUGAGGUCCCUCAUCAUUCAGGCUUUGCUUCUGGGCGACCGCUUCGAUGCGUCAGUUGUACCUCCGAAUCUCAACUCCCAGCCAUACAAAGCGGUUCUCGCUCUGUUCCAACAGAUCAGUGCCAACUUAAAGAAGAGGUCACCGAAGGAAAGUUCUAUCGGCAAUGUGAAGAGAAUUAGAGUAUUCAACAAACCAAUUUCUUUAUGGCGAUCUCCUUCCAAGUCUCCAGCUCGAUCUCCAUCUCAGUCAUCUCCAACGUCAGCAGAUGGCUCACCCAAUCCUACACCUACGCCUCAGACACUACUUCGAGAGAAGCGACGAGUGGGUAAAGAUGUCGCUCCAACAAGUGUUGCUAAGAAGCCACGGCUGGAUAACUUCAACGUGAUCGAUCUUCUCAAAACUCAGAAAGCUUCAGAAGAAGAUGAACUGCGGACCCUUAAGGCUCAGCUUGAGGAGAAGGAGCUUAGCGUCGUGAGGCUCACUGAUGCCGCGAGAUCAGCAGCAGAAGAGAAGAACAAAGUUCGAGAGAAGCUCGAGAUCCUCACAAACGAGAACACUCGACUCAUAGACCGAAACAAGGCGCUCGAAGAUCAGAACACAGCAAUCAAGACUCGAGACUCGAUCCUCAAAGCUGACAUAGAGGCGCUCAAAUCUCAUCAAGAGCGUGAGGAAAAGCACAAACAAGCCUACGUCCGACAAAACGAGACAUACCGAGCUGCGAUCAGCCUCCACCGCAAAGACAAAUUUGUUCUCAUCCAAGCACCCAUGAAGCAACUUAUGAAAGAGGAGGGACUCAGCGAAGAGAAAGCAAAAGAGAGGGCUGAAGUUUGGUACGAAGACAGGUAUGAGGUUGCUAUCGAGCCGCUGCUGCUAGCUGCCCAGCAGGAUGCAGUGGAGACUGUCGGAGGUUUGAGUUGA